CCUACUGGUUAUUCAAAACGCUUACUGCUGGAGUAUUUAUUAAAAAUAAAUAAUUUCACCAUCAUCUCUAGGUAAUUGUUAAAAGAUGGAUUUGUACCAUUAGCGCGACAACAAAGUGAUGAGCUUAAACCUAUAGUCGCAAAGUUUGCGGUCCUUACGUAAUCCGAAGUCGCGAUGCACUGGCAGAGGCUAUCGACCUUCCCAGCUACUUGAUAUAACUGUUAUGUUGUUGGAAAUAAACUUGUGUUAGGUACUGGGCAACCGGUGUCUCGGGUCAGUCGCGCAUCAUCGCGGGACUUGAUCGCAAUUCUUACGCUAUUACAUAUUUAAACAAAACAUAUUUAGCAAAAAUGUCCAUGUUUAUAGCUUUAACAUUGUGCUCUGUAUUAGUCGUAACUACGGAUUGCAUUUCUAGUUCUAAUUUUGAUCAAAGACAAACAGGAGAAUUUAAUGUGCAAAUUGGUUUGAAAAAUAUAAAAUUAAUUGCCUUGCUUAAAGGGGGGAAAGAAGAAUAUGUGGACUACGAUUACGCUUACGAUUACUCCGAUAUGACGAUAAAACCGCCACACGGCUCGACUCUGAAACCGUUAAACGUAACAAACAUCGCUAUAACCACUGAGUCGCAAUCGAUAGUUAAUAGUUCUACAACACCUAUAAGUACCACAGUGUUACUGGAGCAGACAACAGAAGCCGAAGUAAAAACUAGCACGAAUAUACCUGUGCAGCCAGACGUGAACUUGAAUCAGGCCACCACCACUAAUUCAGUUGAUAUUGCUACAAAGAUAACGGAGGAAACAACAACCACAAUAUUAGUAGAUUCUUUGAAUACCACCUCUGUUGCACUGCAAGCAGCAAUUAAAUGCAGGAGAGGUUUUGCCCAGAACAAAGAAGGAAAAUGUGAAUAUAAGGGACAUGGAACAACGAAUGCAUUACGGAGAAUCGUGAAUUUAGCUCAGAAGAUUAAAAUAAGUAGAGACGUCAAAGAACCAUAACGAUUUUUAUAACAUCCAGGACAAAUUUGCCGCAUAUUUGGAGCACGUUUUGCAAGAACAGCAGUUACAGGAAAAUAAAUUAUUAUCAAAUCAAAAUGUGGACGGUUAUAAUAAUGACUAUAGAUUAAGCCUAGUUUAUUUUGAAUUUGGAAUGUAAGACUGUUCUCAAUAAAGUUGAAAAAAUAAAUGUGACAAUUA
This is a messenger RNA of Trichoplusia ni (cabbage looper), 1190 nucleotides long. RefSeq lists its product as uncharacterized. The transcript is spliced from 3 exons. NCBI's taxonomy places the organism in Eukaryota, Metazoa, Arthropoda, Insecta, Lepidoptera, Noctuidae. The record is from RefSeq and is a predicted model, not a curated record. Bases 351 to 992 code for a protein of 213 amino acids.